Molecule: messenger RNA, 543 nt
Organism: Anopheles maculipalpis
Lineage: Eukaryota; Metazoa; Arthropoda; Insecta; Diptera; Culicidae
Exons: 2
Coding region: 1-543 (180 amino acids)
Source: RefSeq, a predicted model, not a curated record
AUGGCACGUCUGCAAAUCCUGGUUCUGGUACUAGUCGUAACUCACUCACCAGCCCCUGGGUUAACCACAAGGAUAUUGGUGAAACGAUUUCAGUGCUUGGAGCUUCCCUACGAGAUCAGCAAGCUGCGCUACUGCCAGAUGGAGACGUUUCGCAACGGAACACAGGUGACAGGGAUUAUGGUGGAAAUUUUGAACAAUUUGCAAAAAGUAUUUGUUACCGGUGGCCUGUACAUGAAAUACUUCCGGACACGCACUCAACUUUUAGCCGCGACGAUGGAAUACUGUCAGGAGAGCCAGGACCGACCGUCGGUGGGAAAUGCAGCAACGAAGUUUGCCCUAGAAUAUGCGCAACAGCAUUUUCCCCAGCUGCUCGCUGAUUGUCCUAUCCGGAGCGGUAAGUUGUUCAACGUAACCGGUGUGCGUGUAGAUGAUACGCUCAUACCAGCGUUUGUAAUACCGGGCUCGUAUUACGUGGAAUUACGAGUAUACAACAAAAGAAAUCAAACAGUAUUCAGCGGUUCGUUAGAUGCUGAUAUAAAAUGA